AUGAAAUUAUCAAUUGCAACGUGGCUAACGCUUCUGAUGAUUAUCACUGUGCAUGGAUAUCAAGUAAAGCCAAAAAAUUUCCAUCAAAUGGUGAACUUACUACAAGAUCAAUAUGUAAAUAUUUUGAAGGAUUUUCAGCAGGAACUUCAGGUUUGGCAACAAACUAAAGUGAGGACAGCGCGCCUUCAGCAAAUGUUCCAUGAGUGGAAAUUUUCAAAAGCAGACCGUCGUAAUGAUUUGGAAGAUCUUCCCAUCGAAAGACAAACAACGUUCUGCAUUCUCUGUCGGUCCAUUGUGUCGCAGUUGAUGCAGCAACGGAUAGAUGGAGCUACCAGGGCGGAUUUGUUCGCAACAGCGUAUGAACUGUGCACCAGUUUGCAGAUUCAAGAAUCGGAUGUUUGCUUUGGUGUGAUAGACAUAAACAUCGAUAUUUUCCUACAUAUUUUCGACGAACGGCCCAACUUGGGGGCGGACAGUGUGUGCGGUGUUAUUUUCCAAUCUUCAUCGUGUGUGAUCAACGAUCCGGAGUUUCUUGACUGGUCCGUCAAUGUGGAUUCGGGUGGAGAACCCGUCUCACAAUCGAAACACUUUCCAAACUCGCGAGGGGAAAACGAUAUCAAAAUAGUACACCUAACCGACAGUCAUUAUGAUCCGAAAUACGAAGUCGGUUACAAUGCGAACUGCAACAAACCGACCUGCUGCCGUAACGAUCAAGGUAUUCCAGACGACCCGGAAGAUGGUGCCGGGUUCUGGGGAGACCUUCGACUGUGCGAUUCUUCAUGGGCAUCCAUCGAAGACGCCAUUGAUCACAUUGUCGAACAGCACCCGGAUGCAGCGUACAUUUACCACACAGGAGAUAUAGUCGAUCAUGGUGUUUGGGAAACCUCGGUUAGUCAUAAUAUUCGUACCAUGAACCGGUUUCACAACAAGCUGGUGGAGGCAUUUCCAAAUACACCCGUUUACAAUGCUAUAGGUAAUCAUGAGGCCCAUCCAACAAAUGUUUUUGCCCCACCGACUGUGAAUCGUUUGGAGUUUUCCUCGAGUUGGCUGUAUAACUACCUGGCGGAUGUUUGGGACCACUGGCUUCCACGAUCGACCAUCAAUACAAUCCACCAGGGUGGAUUCUACACGGCACUAGUUCGUCCGGGGUUACGAAUGGUUGUCGUCAACAAUCAGGACUGUUACAACUUCAACUGGUGGAUUCUGUGGAAUCCGGGAUAUCUUGCAACGCAGCUUCAGUGGUUGCAUGAUAUUCUGCUGCAUGCAGAACGUAACGGUGAAAAGGUGCACCUUCUCGCUCACAUUCCGUACAGCUCAAGUGGAUCAACCUACUUCGUGUGUCAGCGGGAAUUUCGUCGCAUCGUCGAACGAUUCUACGACACCAUAAGUGCACAGUUUAAUGGACACACCCAUCGGGAUGAAUUUAACGUGUUUUACUCGCGGGAGAAUCCCGAAUUCGCUAUUAAUGUCGCGUGGAACGGGGGAAGUUUAACGGCCAGUCACAUGAAUCUAAACUAUGUCGUGUACUACGUCGAUCCGGAAACAUACCAAGUGACCGAUUUCGAGUCAUACAUCUUCAACCUAACGGAGGCAAACCGUUUCCCGGACAGGCGGCCAGAAUGGUUCAAGCUGUACUCCUUCGCGGAUGCGUUCGGAAUGCACAACCUCAGUCCAGCCGAAGCCGAUACGAUGGUGAAACGACUCGGUACUCCAGCCGGUCGGAGUGAGCUACGAAGAUACUGGGAGUUUACGGUCAAAAUGGGUGACCUAUCGCUAGCGGCCGGUUGCGAUGACGACUGUCUGCUGAACCUUCUCUGCCGGAUUGUCGUAAGCGAACUGAACGACGAUGUGAAAUGUGACGAGCUGAGAGAAACAUUCUUUGAUUAA
This is a messenger RNA of Sabethes cyaneus, 1887 nucleotides long. RefSeq names its product sphingomyelin phosphodiesterase-like. Gene Ontology annotation, biological process: sphingomyelin catabolic process; ceramide biosynthetic process. Gene Ontology annotation, molecular function: acid sphingomyelin phosphodiesterase activity. The coding region runs from base 1 to 1887 and encodes 628 amino acids. The record is from RefSeq and is a predicted model, not a curated record. Gene Ontology annotation, cellular component: lysosome. NCBI's taxonomy places the organism in Eukaryota, Metazoa, Arthropoda, Insecta, Diptera, Culicidae. The transcript is spliced from 4 exons.